Messenger RNA from Hypanus sabinus (Atlantic stingray), 1253 nucleotides. Its product is annotated as actin, cytoplasmic 2-like. Bases 99 to 1253 code for a protein of 384 amino acids. Lineage: Eukaryota; Metazoa; Chordata; Chondrichthyes; Myliobatiformes; Dasyatidae. The record is from RefSeq and is a predicted model, not a curated record. The transcript has 3 exons.
GGACUACAGAAGCAGAAGACCACAAAUAUACACUCAGCGACCUCUUUAUCAGGUACCCCCUGUAACUAAUAAUGUGGCCCUGAGUGAACACUCCGUUAAUGAAUUCUAACAGAUUUAGAACCAUGGGGGAUGAUGAGAUUGCAGCCUUGGUUGUAGAUAAUGGAUCUGGGAUGUGUAAGGCUGGAUUUGCAGGCGAUGAUGCUCCCAGGGCUGUAUUUCCCUCCAUCGUGGGACGCCCUCGACAUCAGGGUGUUAUGGUGGGAAUGGGUCAGAAAGACAGUUAUGUUGGUGAUGAAGCCCAAAGCAAGAGAGGAAUUCUGACCUUAAAGUAUCCAAUUGAGCAUGGAAUUGUGACGAACUGGGAUGAUAUGGAGAAGAUCUGGCACCACACCUUCUACAAUGAGCUGAGAGUUGCCCCAGAGGAGCAUCCUGUUCUCCUCACAGAGGCACCUCUGAACCCCAAGGCCAAUCGGGAGAAGAUGACCCAAAUCAUGUUUGAGACAUUUAAUACACCAGCCAUGUAUGUCUCCAUUCAAGCAGUGCUAUCCUUGUAUGCUUCUGGGCGCACUACAGGCAUUGUGUUAGACUCUGGCGAUGGGGUUACCCACACAGUACCCAUCUAUGAGGGCUAUGCCUUGCCCCAUGCCAUUCUACGGCUAGACCUGGCUGGCAGGGACCUCACCGACUAUUUAAUGAAAGUUAUGACUGAACGUGGAUACUCGUUCACAACCACAGCUGAGAGGGAGAUUGUACGAGAUGUAAAGGAGAAGUUGUGUUAUGUGGCUCUUGACUUCGAGGCUGAGAUGAUGAUGGCUGCUGCCUCCUCAUCCUUGGAGAAAAGCUAUGAGUUGCCUGAUGGCCAAGUCAUCACCAUCGGCAAUGAGCGUUUCAGGUGCCCAGAGGCUUUAUUCCAACCUUCUUUCCUAGGAAUGGAGACAACUGGGAUACAUGAGACCACCUUUAAUAGUAUCAUGAAAUGUGAUAUAGAUAUCAGGAAGGAUCUAUAUGCCAACACGGUAUUGUCUGGUGGAUCCACUAUGUACCCAGGCAUUGCAGAUAGAAUGCAGAAGGAGAUUACAGCCUUGGCUCCUAGCUCAAUGAAGAUUAAGAUCAUUGCUCCGCCCGAGAGGAAAUAUUCAGUCUGGAUUGGAGGUUCCAUCUUGGCCUCUCUCUCCACCUUUCAGCAAAUGUGGAUCACCAAGCAGGAGUAUGAUGAGUCUGGACCCUCGAUAGUCCACCGCAAAUGCUUCUGA